AUGGCGACUCGAGGCUACGAGAUUACAGGUCCACUCCAACGCUCCAGGUCCAACUAUUACAAACCCCCGACCCAAACUUCCUACGAAAGCGACUUGUACAUGGACGAGAAGAUGGGUUAUCAGACUCAAACCACCACCAUCCCCCCAUUGAAUACCAGAAGGGAUCCUUUGGCAACGACAAAUGCACCACCCCCCGUUCCUCCGCCACCGAAAUUCGAAGACGCGACCAUGGUUUCAAUCCCCGCAGACAUGUUCGACCGCAUGUUCCUGCGGGCCCAGGAUCAGGCGAAGCCGGAUGUCGGAAACAGUGGAAGUCAUCAUAGACAGUUUGCGAACCCCACGCCCCUGAGUGUCGUGGGUUUCCUCCUCGCGCUGAGUCCGUUGAGCUGCGACUUGAUGGGCUGGCGAGGUGCUGGUGGAAAUGGAGCCGCAUCGAUUGGGGCGUACUUCUUCAUCGGUGGUCUCUUGAUGCUUCUUGGUGGUUUCCUCGAAUAUGUCGCUGGCCCCGCCAACACUUUCCCCUUCGUGGUCUUCGCUUCCUUCGGCGGCUUCUGGCUGUCAUAUGGCGCCACUUUACUCCCUUUCUUUAACGCCUUUGGGGCGUAUUCGCCUUCCACCGACGAAGAGGAUAUCACUCUGGGCUUGGCAACCAAGGGCUUCAAUGCCUCUUUCGGCUUCUUCAUGCUUUUCAUGGCGCUGCUGUGUCUUGUGUAUUUGAUAUGUGCUCUACGCACGAACAUUGUAUUUUGCGUCAUCUUCGGCGGCUUAUUUGUUGGUUUCGUCUUCCUCACGGCAACAUUUUGGUUCGUGGCGGAGGGAAAUGCUACUGCGAGUAGGAUGUUGUACCUGGGUGGCGCGAGUUUCUUCCUUAGCUGUAUGGCUGGCUGGUACUUGUUGUUCGCGCUGUUGUUCAUCGCAGUGGACUUCCCGCUUCGGUUGCCGCUGGUGGACCUUAGUGUAUGGGUCAAAGGCUACGAGGAAAAGAAGAAGGCCUUCUGA
Molecule: messenger RNA, 999 nt
Organism: Cladophialophora carrionii CBS 160.54
Lineage: Eukaryota; Fungi; Ascomycota; Eurotiomycetes; Chaetothyriales; Herpotrichiellaceae
Exons: 2
Coding region: 1-999 (332 amino acids)
Cellular component (GO): plasma membrane
Molecular function (GO): acetate transmembrane transporter activity
Source: RefSeq, a predicted model, not a curated record